Messenger RNA from Penicillium macrosclerotiorum, 672 nucleotides. It is a transcript of the gene maiA, whose product is annotated as maleylacetoacetate isomerase MaiA. Bases 1 to 672 code for a protein of 223 amino acids. Gene Ontology annotation, cellular component: cytoplasm; mitochondrion. The transcript has a single exon. NCBI's taxonomy places the organism in Eukaryota, Fungi, Ascomycota, Eurotiomycetes, Eurotiales, Aspergillaceae. Gene Ontology annotation, molecular function: maleylacetoacetate isomerase activity; glutathione transferase activity. The record is from RefSeq and is a predicted model, not a curated record. Gene Ontology annotation, biological process: glutathione metabolic process; L-phenylalanine catabolic process.
AUGUCGGCCACAGUCACUCUCUACACUUACUUCCGCUCCUCCUGCUCAGCCCGUCUCCGCAUCGCGUUGCACCUCAAGGGAAUUCCAUUCACUCCGGUAUUCGUCAAUUUGCUUAAGGAUGAGCAAUCUUCGCCGGCUCAUCGAGCCAUCAACCCUUCCGGCACGGUGCCAGCCCUCAUCAUCCAGCGCGAUUCAAGUACUCCUGUAACCAUCACACAGUCAUUAGCAGCACUGGAAUAUCUCCAGGAGGCCUUCUUAGACAUGGGGCCGAGUCUGCUUCCUCAGGAUCCCGAAGAGCGUGCACUGGUUCGUACGCUGGCUUCGAUCAUUGCCUGCGAUGUUCAGCCCGUGACGAACCUCAGGAUUCUCAAGCGAGUGGCGCCGCUCGGGGCAGACCGGGCUGCGUGGUCAAAGGAGUUGAUCGAGGACGGACUGCGCGCGUAUGAGACGAUUGUGGCCAGCUCGGCAGGAAAAUUCAGUGUUGGCGACCAAAUUACCAUCGCGGAUAUUUGCCUGAUUCCCGCAGCGUGGGGGGCCGAGCGGGUCGGCGUGGAUUUGAAGGCGUUCCCGAUCACCAGCAAGAUUGUGCAGAACCUGGAGCAGGAAGAGGCUGUUCGGAAGGGACACUGGCAGACGCAGCCUGACACACCUGAAGACCUGCGAGCCAAAUAA